This is a messenger RNA of Anopheles bellator, 636 nucleotides long. RefSeq names its product probable voltage-dependent N-type calcium channel subunit alpha-1B. The transcript has 2 exons. Lineage: Eukaryota; Metazoa; Arthropoda; Insecta; Diptera; Culicidae. The record is from RefSeq and is a predicted model, not a curated record. Bases 1 to 636 code for a protein of 211 amino acids. Gene Ontology annotation, cellular component: extracellular matrix.
AUGGCUUUCCUGUUCAAGACCGUCGCCUGUCUGGCGUUGCUGUCACUGGCGGCCGCAGAGUACGGCGGCGAGGAGGAGCACCACCAGCAGCACGAUGUCGGUUACUCGUACGCCAAGUUCAGUGGCCCGGUCAGUGGGCCGGCGCACGAGGUCCACGUCGAGGACAAGCACGGACACGGGCACGCGAUUGACUACGUCGCCAAGCCGGACUAUCUCUUCGAGUACGGUGUCGAGGACCCGAAGAGCAAGGUGUCGCAGAGCCGCAAGGAGCACCGCCACGAGGACGAGCUGCACGGCGAGUACAGCCUGCACCAGCCGGACGGAAAGCUGCGCACGGUCAAGUACAGCUCGAACAAGCACGACGGGUUCCAGGCUGAAGUGUUGAUCGAUGGAAAACCCCUGCACGAGGAGGAGCUCGCCAAGCUGGCGCACGAAGCGUCCCAGAACGCCGGAGCUCAGCACCACCACCAGCACCAGUUCCAUCACCAGCACCUCCACCACCAGCAGGACGAGCACAAGGCGUACGGUGGCGCCGAGCAGCAGACCUACGGCGGUGAAUCGUCCUACGGUGGGGCCGAGGGCGGUGCAUCCUACGGUGGUGAAGAGGGCGAGCAUGAGCAGUACUACCACCAUUAG